AUGACGGAGAAUGCUGUACCCUGGAUCCUAUAUCCUGCCGAAUUACAGAGAAAGCUGUACCCUGGAUCUUAUAUCCUGCCGAAUGACGGAGAAUGCUGUACCCUGGAACCUACAUCCUGCCAAAUGAUGGAGAAUGCUGUACCCUGGAUCCUAUAUCCUGCCAAAUUACGGAGAAUGCGGUGCCCUGGAUCCUAUAUCCUGCCAAAUGAUGGAGAGUGCUGUGCCCUGGAUCCUAUAUCCUGCCGAAUUACGGAGAAUGCAGUACCCUGGAUUCUAUAUCCUGCCAAAUUACGGAGAAUGCUGUACCCUGGAUCCUACAUCCUGCCAAAUUACGGAGAAUGCUGUACCCUGGAUCCUACAUCCUGCCAAAUUAUGGAGAAUGCUGUACCCUGGAUCCUACAUCCUGCCAAAUUACGGAGAAUGCGGUGCCCUGGAUCCUAUAUCCUGCCGAAUGAUGGAGAAUGCUGUGCCCUGGAUCCUAUAGCCUUCCGAAUUACGUAG
Messenger RNA from Pelobates cultripes (western spadefoot toad), 501 nucleotides. NCBI's taxonomy places the organism in Eukaryota, Metazoa, Chordata, Amphibia, Anura, Pelobatidae. The record is from the annotation of a GenBank genome assembly.